This is a messenger RNA of Mytilus trossulus (common blue mussel), 6489 nucleotides long. Its product is annotated as mucin-4-like. The transcript has 3 exons. The record is from RefSeq and is a predicted model, not a curated record. Lineage: Eukaryota; Metazoa; Mollusca; Bivalvia; Mytilida; Mytilidae. Bases 148 to 5451 code for a protein of 1767 amino acids.
UUGUGGUCAUUUUGUAGCACGUUGUUCUAUUGAGAUGUAAACAAGUGUUUUUAAUUGAAUUUGCAUUGCCGUAGACGAUUGUAUAUUUAAUAUUCCAAAUAGCAAAUACUUUUCAACAACAGAUUUCUCGAUGCUUCACAUUACAAAAUGACCGAACGUAUAGACGAAAGCAUACCAUCUCCAGAAACAUUGAAUUCUGCAAUAUCAGUCACUCCACCACUUCAAUCUUUAGAGAGUAGCUCGACCGAUGAUGCAUCUAUGUUUUGGUCGACGAAAAAUAUUAGUAAUACAAUGUUCCCGUCGACUAUAUCAUCCUGCGCUGAACAAAACGUGACAAUUUCGCCGACAAAUUCACCUACGCAGUCGUCCAAUCAGUUACCAUUUAUAUCACCCAUUAGCCGAUCAUUUUCUACUCGUGUCAGAAAUUCUUGUGAAGAUGUGAUUGUGGAUCAAGAAACGGAAAUUUAUAAUUCUAAACUAAACAUAACUGAUUCCCAAAUGCAACACACAUUAACAGCUACUGAUGCAAUGCCUACAAUCGACGAUUCAUCUGUGGAAAUAAACGAUUCGUUUAAUGACGAUUCUGAUGUUGCUGAAUAUCGAUUGCAGUGUGAUUACAGUCGAGCGUCGACUCCAAGCACUUUAGAUGCCGAUUCUAUCAUGUCAUUAUCUUUGUCGUUUAACGAUAGUGACGAUGAUUCUUCUGAUAUGAAUGUGGAAGAGAUUGUGGAUGAGACAAAUGAUAUGGUGGAUAACGGGAUAAAUGACAUUGUUUAUAAAGUAGACAACAAACAGUCAAGUCAGAUGUCAACGAAUUUUAACGAAACAGUCAUUACAAACAGUCAUACACAUACAAUAUCUACAUAUCAGUGUCCAGCUAAAUCAGAUGAUAAAAUAAGUAAGUCUACAAAUGAAGAGUGUAUUUUUGUCACAUGUGAUGAUAAAACGUGCGUUACAGACGAAAAAGGACAACUUGAUGUUUUAAAAAACGACGCUUUUGAGAAAAGUAUAGUACCCGUUACCUACACUUAUACAGAUGUAAUAUCAGGAUUGUCUACAGUAGAAACGCAAGUGUCACACACUGAACCAUUACAUAAGGAAGCAGAGGAUAAUUUUUCAGAAUCUAAACUGUCUUCUAAAAGUAAUGAAAAAGAUCAAGGAUCUAUGAUGACAACAUAUAAUAUGAUAAAAGAUGGAUUUCAACAGCACCAUUGUGAUACAGAUGAUGUCAACAAAAACUUCAUACAAACCAAAUUGAAACAAAACAAUUCAGACUCAUUUUCGAGAUAUUCAUACGUCGACAAAAUAUCAACCAGCACAGAUGCUGUAAGUAACACAAAUGGUCAAGUAGAUAUGUUUUGCAAAUCAUAUGUAUCUACAAAUAUGGACAAAACAGGACUGUGUUUUUCUAAUAGUUCACAGUUAUUCGAAGGGGAUAUAAUGGAUUUUAACAAGAGUCUUUUAUUAGAGGUCGAGCGAGGAAUACAAAAUUCAGUUAUUAAGGAAGAUAUAGUAACCGAGAACCAAAUGAGGUCAAUGGUAUGUCCAGGUUUGCAGACUGAUGUUUCAUCACAAAUAUCAAACAAUAUAGAAACGCCAUCUUCUUUUGAAUUCAAAAUACAAACCGCGCCAGUGUCUAUGGUUGUCGCAAAGGAAAACCUUGUUUCGACUUUUGUUUUAAAGCCACUGAAAUCAGUUGUCAAUACAUCACAUCCGAUUGGACCAACUUUAUUGCUUGGUAAAUCUGAUUGUGAGGAAUUGCCCUCAAAAACAAAAGGUUCUGGAUGCGAGAGACUGCCUUCAAACGGUUCUGAAUGUGAGCGACUGCAUUUUAAAAGCUGCAUUACUAGUAUUCCAGUUCAAGCUGUUAAUUCCAAUCUCGAACUGAAAGGAAAUUCAGAAGAGCCAAGUAAUCAUUCUUCCACUUACAUUUCUAUGGUAGGAUUAACGACCACGAUCUCUAAAGACUCAAUCGAAUCUUUUGGUUCUACUAUUAGACCAUGUACCGUUAUUGCAGGUCAUAUGCAAAUCCCUAUGUUGUCAGCUGCAGUACCUAACAUUUGUCAUGAACGAAUACAUCGAUCAAUUUUAACGAACCAGACACCGGUACCUCAUCAUAAGCAAUUACAGGUUAAGAAAAAAGAUGACUUAAUAAACAAUCAGAUAGCAAUAAAAAAAUCAAAGGAAACCGAACUUUAUAGGCAAUAUAUUACCAUGUCUUCAGGCGGUAAGACGAUUGUUUCACCUAUAUCAAAUUCAGUGUAUACAAAUUCAUUAUUGAAGCCUGGAACGAAGCCGCCUUUAAUAUACAGAUUAGAUGCAACAUUGAAGAAUCAUGUAUCAACAAAUUCGAAUUUUACUACAGAGUCAGAUGUACCAAUUUUAGUUAAAGGUGCAUCCGGAAAAUACACCUUUGCGUAUCUUAAUAUUGAGAAUGACGGUAAACCAAAAUCAAAGGCGAACGAAAAAAAAUCAGUUAUACCAAAAGUUAAUACCUCUGUGAACACGAUUAAAGUAGUACCGCCAAAUUCAAGUCUAAAUAAUCCUACAUUAACAAAAUUAUUAAAGGACAAUUCGAUCUCACCAAUAAUGUCAAACUCGUCGACCGUUCCUACAAUGACCAGCAGUACUAGUAUGCUCAAUUUAACUAGACUUUUAACAAGUAAUCUAUCAAAGUCUUCUGCUACGACCACCUGUACUAAUAUGUCAUCUCGACCUAUAUCCAGUGUUACAUCUGUUCUGCCGAUACAACAGAAAUCAAAACUUCCUACAGUUAAAGAUAUGUUGAAGAAUGACACACUAAGUGAAUUUAGGAAAACUAAAAGACUAGUAAGGGAAAAUUUAGCAUUGCUGCAAAAAACAAAUUGUGGAAGUAAAGACCUAUUUGACACUUAUAGCGAUAUUUUAAAAACUAUAGAGAAUCAUGAAAAUUCCAUGUUUGAGACUUCAACUAUGGUAAAUAAGACAUUAAACGUUCCUCCAAACGAUUGUGUCACAUCAACCGAAAAACCUUUAGUUACCAAUUUUAGUGUAAGUUUACCUCGAGUACCGUUAUUUUCUCAAGUUUCAAAGGUUCCAGAAAUCAACGAAACGCUCCAAACAAAGACAGCAGUUUCAGGCAGUGCAACAAAGUCGCAAAUACCUGUCAUAAAACAAUCUGAAAACCAGAGUGAAGGUCUUAAAAGACCCAUAGUCGUUAAGGUGGUUUAUGGAACAGAGAAUAUAAAAGGAAAAACUUCAAUGACUACGCAUGACUAUAUAUUGGACGAAUCUACUGGACAUUUCCGACCUGCAAGUUGUUUAGAUGAAAAAGACAAAACAAUGAAGACAACUUUGUCAGUUCCAAAGGAAACAACUGCUGUAUAUGACACUACAGAGACCAAUACAUGUAGAGAGUUGUACUCUGCUGAAACCAGUAGAGUAUCAGCAUUUACCAAAACCAGAAUUAAAUCAUGGUACUCUAACAAAUGUUCUGCAUCAUUGAUUCCCUGUACAAAAAUAAAGUCAACGUUGACAAGCACGCACACAACCUCGACAGCUUAUACAAAUAGUGUGCCAUGGAAGUUACCUUGGUUCAAUAAAGUGUCUAUCUCAUCCAAUGGGAACCCAGCUGUUAAAUCGCAACAAGACAAAUCAAAUAUCGUUUCAUCACAUGACAACAGAAAGCUAGUAACGUACGCAAAUACAAAGGUUGUUUCGUCACUUCCUCAAAAUAAUGUAGUAUCGCCAUAUUCCAGCAAAAGUGUUGGAUCACAGUUUUCAAAUUCAAAUGGUAUUUCACCGAAGAAUGAUGUUCCGUCAAAAGUAAGUGCAGUAAAGUCCGUCCGAAUUGAUAAAACGGCUAGUUCAAGUUUAGUACAGAAUAUUCAAACAAAACUUGCCAGAAAACAAAAACUUAUUCCAUAUUAUUCAUUAUAUGAUAAAGACUUACCACAUAAGCGUUUAACAAAAGACACACAAAAUGAUCAAAGUACUGCAGUGCCUAUCAGUAUACCAUCGACUGUUAUUCAGAGACCAGCUACUUCAAACGCUACAACAAAUGCAACAGUGAAUAUUUUAGUUCCCUCUCCUUUGUACAAACAAAAUGACUCUACUGCAGAUGGUUUCAACUGUGCAUCAGAUAGAUAUGAAAUUGCGAGUAAACAAAGUGGUAAAGUACAAAAAGUAACUCCACAUCAUUCAGUAUAUGAUAAAAACUUACUGCAUAUGUGUUUACCAAAAGACCCACAAAGUGACCAAAGUAUUACAGUGCCUAUCAGUAUACCAUCGACUGUUAUUCAAAGCCCAUCUACGUCAAAAGCUACAACAAAUGCAACAGUGAAUAUUUUAGUUCCCUCUCCUUUGUACAAACAAAAUGACUUAAUCGCAGAUGGUUUCAACUGUGCAUCAGAUAGAUAUGGAAUUGCGAGUAAACAAAGUCACAGUGGUAAAGUACACAAACUAACUCUUUUUCAUACAUUAAAUGAUAAAAACUUAACACAUAAGCGUUUAUCAAAAGACCCACAAAAUUACCAGAGUAUUACAGUGCCUAUCAGUAUACCGUCUACUGUUAUUCAGAGCCGAGCUACGGCGCAAGCUACAACAAAUGCAACAGUGGAUAGUUUACCUCCCUCACCUUUGUUUAAACAAAAUGUCUUAAACUCCAAUGGUUGCAAUUGUAUCUCACGUGGUUGCAAUUGUGCCUUGGAUGGAUAUGGUAUUAAAAUUGAUUCUGUGUAUUCAUUGAGAGAGGUACCCAAGAAGGCUCUCCAGACUACCCGAUCAUUUCUGAGGUAUGGUUCUGAAACGGAGACAGACGAUGAAGGAGAGCAGGCUACUUAUUUUAGAGACCAAUUUUAUGGUAAACUACAGAAAACAAAGGUCAAACUGAAUGAGGUGGCAAAAAAAGAUGAAAGAUUGAGGAAGCCUUGUUAUGUAGUGCUCCAGGAUUUAGAAGGGAAGUCGGUUUUACCCUCUCGCUGUACUAGUUGUUGUAGAAAGUAUGUCGUCAGAAGUUUGUGUCAAAGAAUUUUUACUAUGGCAAUGAUUUUAAAGAAAGAACUAUUUACAUAUAAGAGAAAACAUAUCCGUUCACGUAAGAAAGGUAUAAAAAAGAAACCAACGCAAAAGACUCUUGCGAGUGAAACACCCAUCAGUUGUUCUUUAACAUCCGGUUAUACGCCUGUCAGUUGUACUUCAGCAUCCGGUUAUACGUCCGUUACUAGUACCUUAGGUACGAGUUUUACGCCCAUCAUUAACACUUCAGCUCCUGUUGUAACAACGUCAACUCUGCCUUUCCAUUCUUUCUAUAUAAAGAGUGAACCUGGUACUAAGGUAUAUGGAGAUGAAUUUACUGCUUCAAACAAAACUGAACAUGAUACAUCUGAAUACGGGCAAAAUGUUAGCAGAGGAGAAAAUGACAAUGCAUCAACAUUAAGUAAACGUGCUAGAAUAGAAAAAAGUACGAAGUAAUUUGGUAAAAUAUAACGUCUUAAAGGACGAAAAAAGGUGAGGAGAAAAGCUUCGGAAGAUGUGAAACGCAAAGAACACUGGAUAUGAAUGAUUGAGAUAGAAGAUGGCAUAUAAUUUGUUGAAAUGAUACCUGGAUAAGAAAAGAAAACAUUACUGUAAAAAAGAAUAUAACUGUAAUGUUAUUUUUUUAGCUCACUUGACCCAAAAGGCCAUGUGAGCUUUUCUCAUCACUUGCCGUCCAUCGUCGUUAACUUUUACAAAAAUCUUCUCUUCUGAAACUACAGGGUCAAAUCUAACUAACCUUGGCCACAAUUCUCAAUGGGGUAUCUAGGUUAAAAAUUGUGACCCGGCUAACCAACCAAGAUGGCCGCCAUGGCUAAAAAUAGAACAUAGAGGUAAAAUGAAGAUGAAGGCUUAUAUCUCUGAAACCAAAGCAUUAAGAGCAAAUUUGACAUGGGAUCACAUUUAUCAGGUGAAGACCUAUCUGCCCUGAAAUUUUCAGAUGAAUCGGACAACCCGUUGUUAGGUUGCUACCCCUGAAUUGAUAAUUUUAAGGAAUUUUUGCCGUUUUUGGUUAUUAUCUUGAAUGUUAUUAUAGAUAGAGAUAAACAGUAUAAGCAAUAAUGUUCAGCAAGUAAGAUCUACAAAUAAGUCAAAUGACCACAAUGGUCAGUUGACACCUUCAGGAGUUGGUCCUUUAAUUUUACAAAUUGUUCUAUACCAAACUUGUCCACAAUCAUCAUAAGAGUUUCAAGUUUAAAAAAUAUGUUCGAUGACCCUUCCCGCGAACUAAGAUGUCAAACAUGGCUAAAAUUAGUUCAUCGGAUCUAUAAGUAAGUCAACAUGACCAACAUGGUUAGUCCCUUAGAGAGUUAUUGUCCUUCAAAGAAUUUUUUUAUACAAUUUUUCGUAAAUUUUUGUAAUCUUUUACAAAAAUCUUCUUCUUUGUAAACCACUCAGACAAAUUUAAGCAAACUUCUUCACAUUCAUCAUUAGGGUAUCUAGUUUAAACAAAUGUGUUCGAAUACCCCGCCCGCG